GUCUUGAUUUCUUUCACUAAACUCAUAUAAUCACAUAUCUCUCCAAGUUCAUCAAGAAAAUAAUAUAAACGCACGCAUACAAGAACUGAAGAAUGAACAGACCCGGAGAUUGGAACUGCAGGUCAUGCAACCACCUCAACUUCCAGCGCCGUGACUCUUGCCAGCGAUGCGGUGACUCUCGUUCCGGCCCUGGUGGAGUCGGUGGCUUAGACUUCGGUGGUUUCGGCGGCAGAGCCAUGUCUGCUUUCGGAUUCACCACCGGCUCUGACGUUCGUCCCGGUGAUUGGUACUGCACCGUCGGAAACUGCGGGACACACAACUUCGCCAGUCGCUCCACUUGCUUCAAAUGCGGCACUUUCAAGGACGAGACCGGCGCUGGAGGCGGAGGCGGUGGCAUCGGUGGUCCGGCCAUGUUUGACGCAGACGUUAUGCGGUCUAGAGUCCCCGGUAACGGUGGUCGCUCUAGCUGGAAAUCCGGCGACUGGAUUUGUACUAGGAUUGGUUGCAAUGAGCAUAACUUUGCAAGCAGAAUGGAAUGCUUCAGAUGCAAUGCACCAAGGGACUUCAGCAACAGAACCACUUUCUAAGUUAUACAAAAUGCUUUUGAAGUAGCCUUGUCUCCAUUUUCUUAGUUUCUUUUUAAGAGUUUUAUUAUUCUAAUCAUUGUACGCUGCAUGUCUUUCUUAAAAGAAGAUUCUCUUCUCAAUUUCAUCGCUUUAUACAUGAGUUGCUACUUUUUUUUCCUAGACUGAAAUAUACUUACAAUCACUUU
This is a messenger RNA of Arabidopsis arenosa, 772 nucleotides long. The record is from the annotation of a GenBank genome assembly. NCBI's taxonomy places the organism in Eukaryota, Viridiplantae, Streptophyta, Magnoliopsida, Brassicales, Brassicaceae.